Messenger RNA from Entamoeba invadens IP1, 840 nucleotides. RefSeq lists its product as hypothetical. The record is from RefSeq and is a predicted model, not a curated record. NCBI's taxonomy places the organism in Eukaryota, Evosea, Mastigamoebida, Endamoebidae. The annotation marks the transcript as partial. The transcript has 2 exons.
CGGACUGUUGUCUCAACCAUUAUUUCUUUUUAUUUUCCCCUUGUCACCUCGUUUCACACUCUCAAUUCCAAAAGAGAUGACAAAAAACUUUCUGAUUACAAACACAACGAAAGUGAUCUCAAAAAGAAAUUGACACGCAGUUCGAUGAUCUCAAAACGAAAUUGCCCAAAUUACAAAAAGUGUUAUCCAAAACGUUUUCUUCAGAAGAAAUUUGACAAGCUGAUUUUCAAUCUCAACUCAUCAAUUGGCGAAAUGACGUUUCAAAUUGUCCAAAAUUUCAAAAUUGCAGAAACGAAAGAUUGCCUCCAACAACAACUCAAAAGUCAAGAAACCGAAAUUGUCAAAAUGCUUCUUCAACACAAUGCAAUAGAAAUGACUCCAAAGAAUUUUGAGAUCAUUUCCGUUUUUGUAAUUAGGCGGCUCUUUAACAAAAUUGGCAAUGACUUUUACAACGCCAACGACAAUCCCCACAUCAAAGCCACAAUCACAAAACUAAAAAGUGACAAUUCCUCUCUUAAUUUAAGUGGACUAUCUGAUCUGCUCAACAACGAAAAACUCAACGAGUUGAUUGAAAGAAAUACAACUCUCAACGAGAACAAUCCAUACGAUUUCCUUGUCCAUUUAUCAGAUUUUCUUGGAAAGGUUCAACAAGUGAUUGAUAUUAAUGGGGACAACGUCAUUGGUGUUGUUGUUGUCUACUUACUCAAAUUGAAUGCACGUGAUAUAGAAAAGAUGAUUGUGUUCACACAAACGAUACCAGAUAAUAUAGUUAAAGGCAAGUUGAGUUACUCGAAGACGACUUUGGAGGCUGCAAUCAAGCUUGUUUUGUUGAAUAAUUGA